Nerophis lumbriciformis (worm pipefish) is the source of this 1366-nucleotide messenger RNA. It is a transcript of the gene rhd, whose product is annotated as Rh blood group, D antigen. Lineage: Eukaryota; Metazoa; Chordata; Actinopteri; Syngnathiformes; Syngnathidae. Gene Ontology annotation, molecular function: ammonium channel activity. Gene Ontology annotation, biological process: ammonium transmembrane transport; ammonium homeostasis. Gene Ontology annotation, cellular component: plasma membrane. The record is from RefSeq and is a predicted model, not a curated record.
AUGGCUCCGCAAUACGCCCCAAGUCUGCGCUCUCGUUUGGCUCCUUUGCUGCUUUUCUUGCAGAUAGGCUUUAUUGUCAUUUACUAUUUUUACGUAGAAAUUGAAAACAAUGUGAAUGGAAUUACAUUCAGGAACCUUUACUCGGUGUUCCAAGAUUUGAAUGUGAUGGUCUUUCUGGGUUUUGGCUUCUUCAGCACUUUUUUAGUGCGGUAUGGUUUCAGCGGCUCAGGGUUCAAUCUUCUUGUAGCAGUCAUGGCCACCCAAUGGGCACUCAUUCUUAAUGGUAUUGAGUCCUGGUAUUACAGAGGCAAGAUUUGGAUUGACAUGAAAAGCUUGGUGAUUGCUGAGAUGUGCACAUCCUUGGUUCUCAUCUCGAUUGGAGCUGUGCAAGGCAAAACCAACCCUGUCCACCUUGUCCUCAUGGCACUGCUGGAGGUAUUCGGCUUUGUCUUGAAUGGAUGGCUCCUCCAGACCCUACUGAAGGUUCGACCUUUGAACAGCAUCAUGCUGCUUCACAUCUUUGCUGCUUUCUUUGGGCUUGUACUGACGAGGGUCCUGCACCGGAGCGAAACGGAAUAUGAGAAGGAGAAACUCAACCGCAAAACAGGAUUGUUCUCCAUGUUAGGGACUGUGUUUCUUUGGAUGUUUUGGCCCAGUUUCAACUCUAUCCUCCUCAUGGAGCACCAUUCUCCAGAAAGGCGGCUGAGAGCAGUGUGCAGCACAUACUUGGCCUUGGCUGUCAGUGCUGUAGCAUCCUUUGCUCUAUCUGUGCUCUCCAGUCACAAAGGAAAAGUUAACCCAACCCAUUUCCUGUCAUGCUUAUUCGCUGGUGGUGUUGCGGUGGGGGUUCCCAUGCCAGUGAUACAUCACCCAUGGGAGGCUAUGACAAUUGGCCUGACUGCGGCUGUUGUGUCAACCAUUGGGUUCAGAUAUUUCAAGAACCACAUGCUGUUUGCCUUUGACUGUCAUGAUACGUGUAGUAUUCUGAGCACACAUGGACUCCCUGGACUUCUAGGAUGGCUGGCUCACCUCCUGCUGCAGAUCAAACACUGUGACGAUCACACAACAGCUACUCGGUUUGCUGUAUUUCAUAUAUCUGCCCUCUUCAUCACUCUAAGUACAAGCCUGAUCAUGGGGAUCCUAACAGGGCUAGUACUUAAGUGGGACAUCUGGAGACCGCCUCAGGACAAAAAAUGCUUUGAUGAUCAGGCUUACUGGAAGUUUGAGCAUCUUGCAGUGUGCAAGUAAUUUGAAGAAUUGGACCAUGGACGUACAAUACACACCAUGUUUAUAAAAGAUGAAUGCAAGACAUGUUUUCUGCUCAAAACUUUUUUUAAUGAUGCCAUGGUAGCCGAAGUGUGACCCC